AGCUCCAUCAGGGAGGAGGGAGGCGAUGGGGAAGGACGAGGAGGAGAUGAGGGGGGAGAUGGAGGAGAGGCUGAUAAACGAGGAGUACAAGAUAUGGAAGAAGAACACGCCGUUCCUCUACGACCUGGUCAUCACCCACGCCCUCGAGUGGCCCUCCCUCACCGUCGAGUGGCUCCCCGACCGGGAGGAGCCACCCGGCAAGGACCACUCCGUCCAGAAGCUCGUCCUCGGCACCCACACCUCCGAGAACGAGCCCAACUACCUCAUGCUCGCCCAGGUCCAGCUCCCCCUCGACGACGCCGAGAACGACGCCCGCCACUACGACGACGACCGCCCCGACGUCGGCGGCUUCGGCUGCGCCAACGGCAAGGUUCAAAUUAUACAGCAAAUAAAUCAUGACGGAGAGGUGAACCGAGCCCGUUACAUGCCACAAAACUCCUUUAUCAUAGCAACCAAGACGGUCAGUGCAGAAGUUUAUGUUUUUGAUUACAGCAAGCACCCAUCUAAGCCUCCACUAGAUGGUGCAUGCAGUCCUGACUUAAGGUUGAGGGGCCACAGUACUGAAGGCUAUGGAUUAUCUUGGAGCAAGUUCAAGCAAGGACAUCUACUCAGUGGUUCAGACGAUGCUCAGAUAUGCUUAUGGGACAUCAAUGCAACUCCUAAAAACAAGUCUCUCGAUGCCAUGCUAACCUUCAAGGUUCAUGAAGGUGUUGUUGAAGAUGUAGCAUGGCAUCUCAGACAUGAAUAUUUAUUUGGUUCAGUCGGGGAUGAUCAAUACCUGCUAAUAUGGGAUCUACGGACUCCAUCAGCUAGCAAGCCUGUCCAAUCUGUAAUUGCUCAUCAGAGUGAGGUUAACUGUUUAGCAUUCAACCCCUUUAAUGAAUGGGUUGUUGCGACAGGUUCUACAGAUAAGACUGUUAAGUUAUUUGAUCUACGCAAGAUCAGCACUGCACUUCACACCUUUGACGCUCACAAGGAAGAAGUUUUCCAAGUUGGGUGGAAUCCGAAGAAUGAGACAAUCCUAGCUUCAUGCUGCCUUGGUAGACGACUUAUGGUGUGGGAUCUUAGCAGGAUUGAUGAAGAGCAGACGCCAGAGGAUGCUGAAGAUGGACCACCCGAGUUGCUCUUCAUUCAUGGUGGCCAUACAAGUAAAAUUUCGGACUUUUCAUGGAACCCGUGUGAAGACUGGGUCGUAGCCAGCGUGGCUGAGGACAACAUCCUUCAAAUAUGGCAGAUGGCCGAGAAUAUCUACCAUGAUGAGGAUGAUGUUCCUGGAGAAGAGUCCAAUAAAGGAUCCUGACCUAAUCAUUAACAAUUCAGAAGUCCAGGUGAAAGCUGCAGUAACUUGAAGCCCUAUUUGUUUUAACUUGUUCCAUGCCCUUACCUGUACCUACGCGCGCCAUUAUCUUUUGAUCUUGCAAUGCUGUGCUAGAUAAUGAGUUUUUCCCGUCUUUAGAAUUGCCAUCUGUAAAGGAUUCACUUCUGUUUUUAAUUAUUUUGUGAACUCCUAGUGUUAAGGGUUUCGUUGCAGCCCGAAAUGUUUUCUUGCAUUUGAUAGAGUUGCUGCACUAUCCUUAAUCAAAGAUUCCUUGGUAGUUCUUGCA
This is a messenger RNA of Syzygium oleosum, 1604 nucleotides long. RefSeq names its product WD-40 repeat-containing protein MSI1. NCBI's taxonomy places the organism in Eukaryota, Viridiplantae, Streptophyta, Magnoliopsida, Myrtales, Myrtaceae. The record is from RefSeq and is a predicted model, not a curated record. The transcript is spliced from 7 exons. Gene Ontology annotation, cellular component: nucleus. The coding region runs from base 26 to 1300 and encodes 424 amino acids. Gene Ontology annotation, biological process: regulation of gene expression. Gene Ontology annotation, molecular function: histone binding.